CCGGUCGGGAACAGGUGGUGCACAAGUGGCUUGGCCAUGCUGCACUUCAAUACAUUGCAAACAUACAUGUGUUGCCUCUUCAAGAGCUACCAGGGAAUUCAAACAACUGCCUUGAAAACUUCAACAUGGAGGCAGCACAGAUGACUGAAACGAAGGGGGAAACAAUGGCUUCUCAAAAGGGGUUCCUUUUGUUGACCUGUGGUCAGCAGCUCUUGCACACCACUUGUGAACGUUGUUUUGCCUCAAGAGUUCUUUUUUGGGAUCUCAAAGCCUGUUGUUGCCAUGGCCAGAGCUCGUGCUCCCAGAUUUGAGCGCCUGCAAGGCAUCAAUGACGAUGGGGUUUGCCGGGCUAUUUCUUUGAUGUAUUUGGAGUAUGUUCUUGGUUGCAAUCCUCACCAUGGCGACCGGGAUGAGUUUGGCAGAGCCCCUGAUCCCAUGCCUGAGCAUGGUUGGAUUCCGGAGGCGGUGUUCCGCCCGUCCGAACGGUUGGCGAAUGAGCUGUAUGAUGAAUCUGAUUUUGCAAAAACGCUUUCCGAACGACGUGAACCGGCACCCUUUUUGUUGGACAGCAUGCCUAGCCUGGUGUUGUUUGAGAAGGUCAGUGACCUCGUCAAUGAUUAUGAUGAAGCAAUGCAGAAAGUACUGCCUUUCUUGGAACAAGGCUUAGGCUUUGUAUUCUCUUUCUAUUAUUACAGGCUUGACGAGGAUGGCGAGCCGAAAGGGGCUCAUGCCAUUGCUAUCGACGUGACAGGGCACCCAGCAGGUUCCCACGUGAUGGAUCCGAACAGAGGGGUAUGGCAGUUUAGAUCCAUUGAAGAUCUCAUUGUUUGGAUGAAAGAUGGCGAGCUGGUGAGCGAUAGACAUGGCCGACGAGUGAAGAAGUUGUACAAGGUUCGACUAGUUCAAGUGACCCGGCAUGAGUGAGGCCCAGUCGCUCUGCCAAGCAUCGCCUUAGCUGUGUGAGCCGUCCUUGUCCCCAACGAGCAUAGACUUGGAGGACAGAACUCAUCGAUGACUCGUCAUGUAGCGGACUGCCAGCCCACGAGUCUUGCGAAUGUCUCAAGGUGAUCAAUGUGAUCGUCACAAGGGGGCAGCGCGUAGAAAAGGAGCUCCACU
Messenger RNA from Durusdinium trenchii, 1116 nucleotides. NCBI's taxonomy places the organism in Eukaryota, Dinophyceae, Suessiales, Symbiodiniaceae. The record is from the annotation of a GenBank genome assembly.